This is a messenger RNA of Exophiala aquamarina CBS 119918, 1236 nucleotides long. RefSeq lists its product as uncharacterized. The record is from RefSeq and is a predicted model, not a curated record. Bases 1 to 1236 code for a protein of 411 amino acids. The transcript is spliced from 3 exons. Lineage: Eukaryota; Fungi; Ascomycota; Eurotiomycetes; Chaetothyriales; Herpotrichiellaceae.
AUGAGCUCUCAAACCGGACUCAUUGUGCCUGCAGGGCAUUCACCUCCAUUUGCGACAAUAACACCAGACGACCAUACGGCAUGGAUAUUGAUCGCUACGGCACUUGGCCUGGCUUGCUAUCUUUUCUUCGGCGGCAUUAGAGUCCUGGUCCGAGCUACGAUCAGCCAUGGCUUUGACCUGGAUGACUAUGUCCUGUGUGGUGCCACCGUCCUCGCCAUAAUCCAGUCAUCUCUUGUAUUGGGAGCAUGCUCCAAGGGCCUCGGAAAAUCUGUUGAUCUGGUCUCACCGGGCGCGCAGGAAAGUGUACAGAAGUUGUACUAUACAAGCAACUUGUUCUUCAUCAUGGUCAUUGGGCUCGCGAAAAUUUCCGUCAUCUGCUUUCUCAGUCGGAUAUCAAGGAUGAGACAACACAGACUUGUCUUCAACAUCGCCAUGGGGUUGGUUGGCGCCUGGACCUUUGGCUCGCUACUCGCCAUGGCGCUCCAAUGCAAUCUGCAAAAUCCAUGGAUCAUCGUGGGGCAAGACUGCGCGGGCACAUCACGACGAUGGCAAGUCAUUGAUUUGCUCGAUAUUAUAUCAGAAGUUGGGAUUGUGGGCCUAGUCGUUUUUCUUGUCUACACCUUGCAGACCUCGAUAUCUAGCAAGUUGACGGUUGUGGCAAUCUUCAGUUUCCGACUUUUUAUCAUCAUUUUCAUCGCAUAUCGGCUGCACACUUUUGAUCAAGAUGGAUAUACGACCAAUCCAUUUCUCCUGGAAGCGCCAUUCAUUGCCUGGGCGCAAAGCCAGAUCUGUUAUUCACUGAUCUCCGCGACGAUCCCGACUUUCCAAAACUUCCUCAAAAACUUGAAUACUGGCUUUGGCGGCAUCGGAUCUGCAGGCGGUUAUGGCUACGGCUACGGCUACGGCAGUGACAGUGCCAACCGGACUCGGGGUCAACAGGAGAGCAACAUGAGCUUUCAGAUGUCGAAAUUGAGAUCUGCAAACAAAAGCGUCGGGCUCGAAGAGCCAGAUGCGGACGACGAAGAUCCCGGCAGACACCUGGGACACAACCAGUCCAAGAGCAGCGACGCCAUCCACGGGGUCACCAAUGGUACAACGAUGGGCCCCUGGAGCAAUGCCAACAACAAGGACGCCGUUAACAACGGCGAGACGACCAGCAUCGCCAGCGAUGAAAGCCGUCGAAUGAUGAUCAGGAAGGAGAUUCAGUGGAGUGUGAGGACGGAGCCCAGGGCGUAG